Molecule: messenger RNA, 3349 nt
Organism: Mya arenaria
Lineage: Eukaryota; Metazoa; Mollusca; Bivalvia; Myida; Myidae
Exons: 23
Coding region: 1-3057 (1018 amino acids)
Biological process (GO): protein dephosphorylation
Molecular function (GO): protein tyrosine phosphatase activity; scavenger receptor activity
Source: RefSeq, a predicted model, not a curated record
AUGUAUAGGCCAACCUCCAUGUUUUUGUUCAAGUUCAUUCUUCGUAACCAGUCUUACUACGAGAUGAAGUGUAGUAACGAGGGUCUGCUGAGUAUCCCCAAGUUUGACGAAACCAAAGUCACAAACGAUGCACUGGAUAUAGACCUAUCGAAAAACAAUAUCACUGUAAUUGGUGACAGUGCCUUUGCAAACUUUCUCGUGGGUGACAUUCCACUAUGUGAAUCCUAUGCAAAUGGGUUAUUUUUGUUUGGUCGAAACUGUGAAUAUCUGUGUCACUGCGCCGGGGGCCUAAAGUGUGAUGACGUCACAGGCGCAUGUAGCAACGGCUGUGGUGACCACUGGUUUGGACCUGCUUGUCAGUAUUAUGAUGUUGCACUAGGUGUAAAAUCCAGACAUCUAGACAACCAACCGGAUUACCAUUAUUCGAUAGAGGCCAAUGACGGUAACCCAAAUACAUGCAGUUAUACAAACUGCGCAUCCGCUGCAAACGACAGACAAAUUCCACCAUACUGGAUCAUUUUCUUUCAAAAGGAUGUCUAUCUGUCUAAAUUUGAGCUAGAAACAUUCUCGUCUGCUCCUUAUCAAGGAUUUUACGACAAAUUUAAGCUUUACGUCGAAAAUUAUCCAAGCAAUAGAAUGUUGAAUACUCCCGACGAUAGAAACUACAUCCCACCGGACGCGGACAGAAAAUUGUGCUACCAACAUGAUGGGUUGGACACGCCCAGUGAUAAAAUGGCUGUAAACUGUGGGCGGUCACUUUCUGGAAAUUCGGCUAGAAUUGAGAUGAGAGAUAAAAGUACACAACUGGUGCUGUGUAAUAUUAAGAUUAAUAUUGGAAGAAAUGUUGCACUUAAGAAGACAGCAUCCUAUAGUGAGGAAAAUCAACAAACUUCUGAUCCUGGAGCAGCGGUAGACGGUACCACAACAACACCUUGUGUCUUUGUGACUGCAACUUACCCUUGGUGGGAAAUCGACCUCGGCACCAAAAUGAAAGUUAACAGGAUAGUGAUUAGCGAAUAUAGCACCGGGUAUUUAUCCGGAUAUGCUGUCGAGACAGCCCAAGUUCCAGGCGGUAAUAGAACUACAGUAUUUACUGAUAACUCGGGAUUGACACCUACAGAAAUAUAUACAUCUAUCGAAGCAAGGCUUAUUAGAAUAUCUAGGUCUGGUAGGACACUUGCAUUAUGCGAAGUUCAAGUAUUUGGAGAAUGCUGUUACUUACGUUGGGGAAAUGAAUGUGAAAACAAUUGUGGCCAAUGCCUUGAUGACUAUUGCUACGAUUUGAAUGGAUAUUGCAAAAAUGGUUGUAAGAGUGGUUACAAAACAACAUAUACGUGCUUGGAUGAAUGUGAUGAUGGUCAAUUUGGGAAGGGUUGUUCCGGUAUUUGUGGUCACUGUCUGGACGGGUUGCCAUGCAACAAGAGGACUGGAUACUGUGAUCAAGGGUGUACACCGGGAUGGACUGCAGAACCAACGUGCAUACAGGAAUGUCAAGAUGGAAAUUAUGGUUUGAACUGUACUGGAGUUUGCAGCUCAACAUGCGAUGAUGUAUGUAAUAAGACGGACGGUGUUUGCCCAGCAUGUACAAGUGGAUGGCAAGGGCACUUUUGCGAGAAAGAAUGCGACAAUGGAACUUACGGCGUUGGAUGUAUGCGUAACUGCUCCAACUGCUUUAAUGGUGAACCGUGCGAGAAAAGUACGGGUGUGUGCAUAAAUGCUUGCAGUGCAGGAUGGCAGGGGGAAAUGUGUGACAGAGAAUGCGAAGACGGUAGAUAUGGAAAUAAGUGCAAACAUAUGUGUAGCCAAACAUGCGAUGGAACUUGUAACAAAAUGUUUGGAGAGUGUUUCGCGUGUCUAAAUGGAUGGAAUGGCACUUUCUGUGAGGAAGAAUGUGAGGACGGGACUUUCGGGAGAGAGUGCCAAGAGAUGUGUUUGAACUGCUUCGAAAACGACACAUGCAACAAAUCUACCGGCAAAUGUCCACGUGGAUGUCAACCUGGCUGGCAAGGAUACACAUGCGAUCAGGAAUGUGCGGACGGAAGCUAUGGAUUAGCCUGUAAUCAGACGUGUAGUAAAACAUGUAAUGGAACAUGUGAAAAGAAACUUGGUAUUUGCCCUGACUGUAUCCCAGGAGUAGGUGGCGACUUCUGUGACGAAGAAUGUCUUCCGGGAAUGUAUGGAGCUCGUUGUAAACACAAAUGCGGCGCCUGUGGCAAUAGAACGACCUGCCACACAGCCUCUGGAAUAUGCGCCACUGACGUAUGUGAACCGGGAUAUAAAAUUACAGACAAGUGUCAUGAAGUGUGUGACAAUGGCCACUUCGGCCAUAACUGCUCCCAUAAGUGCGGCAACUGUGAGGGUGUUUGCAACAAAGCCAACGGACAUUGUGAACACGGAUGUAUUGAUGGGUUUGAAGGAGAAGCCUGUGUAACACAAGCACAAGCGAGUGGUCCUGGUCUAGUUGCUGCUGUUGGUGGAAGCGUUGGCGUCGUUGUUGUGAUGGCAGUGCUCUUGGUAGUUGUCCUCGUUUUGUAUAGAAGAAGACGGGCCAAACCACUGUGUUCUAAAGAUGCCAGUGGAUUUACAAACUUGACAGAUGAAAAUGAGAAGAGAGAUGACUCAAACCAUGGAGUGACGUCUUUGCCCCUAUCAGAAUAUGUGAACGAUGCAAUUAAAAAAGAAACUGGACACAAUGAGGAUAGUCCGGAUGUUGACAGUGUCUAUUACAACAACGAGGUUAUUGUAAUAGUAGAACAGUGUUCAAAGACAAAGAUAUCUUUGGAAAACUUCAAAGAGUAUUUGCUACAGAGCAGCAUCACGUUUUUCAUGGAGCAAUUCCAGAAACUUCCAUCAGGACUAUGCCAUGCCACGCAUGUGGCCUCAGACCCGGUGCAUAAUGGAAAAAACCGAUACAGGGGAAUGUAUGCAUAUGAUCAUUCCAGAGUUGUUUUGAAGAAACUAAAAGGGAAACCUCAUACUGAUUAUAUAAAUGCCUGCCAUAUCAAUGGUUACCAAAGACAAAACUGUUACAUAGCUGCUCAAUGUAAGACAAUUUGAUGCGACUGCAAAUACUUUGAAGAGAAUGAUUAAAUUUGGUUACAAGUUUUAACGAGUUGUCUGAUUAACUAAAACGCGACCAACCGAGGCAACAAUGAAUGAUUUUUGUCGUAUGAUUUUGGAACAAAGAAUAAAUACAAUUGUCAUGGUUACAAAUCUAUCUGAAGAAGGACGGAUGAAAUGUUUGAAAUAUUGGACAUCAGAAAAAAACGACCAGCCUGAGAAUGAUGCUAUUGUACUUGCUUUAAAACAUGAACAAAAGUAUGCAGACUUUACUAUUCGUCGUUUGCGG